AUGCAGCAGAUGUGCGCUCCGCCGUCUGAUCACCGUGAUGCCCUGGCUGACGUGAGGUGUUACGGACGUCACGGUGUUUGCCCGUUUCGCCGUACUGGUGUUUGCAGUAGUAUAGUAUAUUUCAUUAGUAUAAGCUGGCGGUACCAUGGCAGCGGGGAGCGGUUCGUGCUGGCGAGCGGGCGCGACCCGGCGCUGGUGAACAAGGCGUCCGACUUCCUCAAGGACCACCACUGCGUGCCACCCUACUGGCGCCAGGACGAGAACAAGGGCAUGGUCCGCGCCCCCGACGGCCGCUGGAUCCAGCCCGACCGCCGUGGCCACCUCCACGACGACCACCACCACGACGGUCACCACGUCGUCGACGGCGACCACCACGGCCACUUCCGCCACUUCCGCCAGCCGUAG
Molecule: messenger RNA, 405 nt
Organism: Triticum turgidum subsp. durum (durum wheat)
Lineage: Eukaryota; Viridiplantae; Streptophyta; Magnoliopsida; Poales; Poaceae
Source: the annotation of a GenBank genome assembly